AUGGUAAACAGCAGCGUUCUGCGUUAUGGCGGCAUAAACAUGACGGUCCUCUCUCUAAUCAACUUCAAUUCAGCGGCGAUGAAGAACUACCUGAGCGAGCUGCACCCACGAGCUCGCGAACCCAUCUAUUUGCCGACCAACCUCACGUAUGAAGCGGCUCUAAUGAUUGACGGACUGCACGCGCUUGUAGAAGUACUCAAACUCCUCAACGACCCCCUCUCUACCGAAGCAGACAAACUGGGCAAUGAAAAUGCACGGAACUCCCUGACUACUGCUUACAAGUCCUCGCUCUCGGCUCCCUGUAUGCCUAACUUCGUGCCUCCAUUUACGGCGACGUCGCUGGUGACGAAAAUGCGACAGACCUCCUUUAUCGGUCUAACCGGCAACAUUAGCUUCAGCGAAAAUGGAUUCCGCGAGGGCUACGAAUUUGAAGUUUGGGGGACGAAAAUGAAACAGUCUUUUGACAAGGUUAGCAGUUUUAUAACUUUUUGA
Dibothriocephalus latus is the source of this 492-nucleotide messenger RNA. The record is from the annotation of a GenBank genome assembly. NCBI's taxonomy places the organism in Eukaryota, Metazoa, Platyhelminthes, Cestoda, Diphyllobothriidea, Diphyllobothriidae.